Messenger RNA from Diprion similis, 1572 nucleotides. RefSeq lists its product as uncharacterized. The transcript is spliced from 5 exons. The record is from RefSeq and is a predicted model, not a curated record. The coding region runs from base 115 to 1206 and encodes 363 amino acids. NCBI's taxonomy places the organism in Eukaryota, Metazoa, Arthropoda, Insecta, Hymenoptera, Diprionidae.
AAACACAAACACACUCGCAUGUAUGUACGUAUAUAAAAAUAUAUACAUAUAUAUGUAUACAUACAUAUAUAUAUCAAUUGUGGUGGCAGUGUAUUAAAUUAAAAUUAGUGAAUUAUGCUGAAGUUUUUAACGCACAAGCUACGAACUCAUUCGCUGAACGAGGAUCCGAACCAGGAGAAGAGCGACGAUGAUCACGACUCGGGAACUGAGUCCGACGAUGAGCUGCAGGUCAGGAUCGAGGAACCUUCCAGCUUUAUGGAGGGUAUGGAGAGUCCUGGACCACCGGACAGCGCGGUGCCAUCUGACAGCGACCUCGGGGCGCCAUGUCCAGUUGGAUUUCGGCCCUGUUUCGCGUCCCGGAGUAAGGUCGACGACCGGGUAAACGGCGACUGUUUCGCGGGCGCCGUUUUAGCCCAGGCCCAGAACCUGCAUCAGCAUCAGCAUCAGCAUCAGCAUCAGCAUCAGCAUCAGCAGCGACCGCAACCCAAGCAGAGUAAUCAGUCGUCGAGAAACGGGGGGGCAAGUAACGGGCAAUCGAGGAGAGCGAAUCUCCUACUUCUCCUCAAUUACAACGAUCAGCACAGUUCCGAGGAGGAACUCGAGGUGAUAAACAGGCCCAGGACACCGGCGAGUCAGUUGUGCAGGCCGGUCACCGUCCCCGAGAAGAGGAAAUGGUCCCAGGUCAGUUGCGAAUCGAAUCACGGCUGGAGUCCUACCUUGCAGAGUCAGCUGCAGAUCCAUCGUUCUCAGACCCUGACGGAUCUCGGUGACGCCAUUUUCUCUACCCCCAACAGCAUAACGGGAAGGGGGGAAUUCGUCGGCUGGGGAUCCAGCGACGAGGAGGUGCAGAGUCUCCUGAGAAAUUCAAUGUCGCAGCCGGUCCAAUUCUGCACGUCGCCUCCGGUCGACGCGUGCAAACCCGGUCGAUCCUUAUCCCCGCCAGUGAAAUUGUUCCACGCUUUGAUGGAGGAGCCUCGAACAUCUCGGCCCAGAUCACGGCCAAGGCCUCAUCCCCUCAUCAAUUACCUCAACGCCGAUACGGACGCCCUCAGCGCCUGCAGUCCCAGGAAACGUCAUCGGCCACCUCACGAAGAUGUGCCACGGCCUUGUCUCGAUUUCGAGAAAAUGCGGCACUCGAAGGCGAAGGCGUCGAACGAGGAGACAUCAGCCGAUGAAACUAAAAACGAAACGUCGGUACCGUGCUGAUGAAACUUAUCUGGAGGGGCGCAACGGGGCACCAGUCGGUCGUCUCUGUCCACGUGCCCCGAGGGCCGUCAGAUUUUCUGCGAUCCCUGAGCCUUGAUCCUGUCGCUCUGAAGGUCUUCAAGGUCUCAUCGUUUCAGGAGGAGUUCCAAGUUUGCUCCCUCGGUUAAUCUAACGCCACAUGCCAGUGGCAGUCGGUGUUCUAGCUCUUUUGCUAAACGGGAGCCUCUAUUUUCCGGGCUGACGCCGAUCACAUCCUUGCAAACUCCGUCUCCCGCACAGCGAAGAAUGCCGCGAGAACGAGGGUGAACGUCGUUGCGAUGCGGGAUAUCGGAGGGGAUGAUAUGAUAAGGUCGCGGAGGAAGAGGA